UCCCGCGGGGGAGCGGAGUCUGGGAGCCGGCGCCGCUGGAGACAGAGGGACCUGGGGAGUGUCUUGCGCUGCAGCUGUCGCCGCCACCCCAGCGCGGAGGUCGCGAUGUCGGGACUCUCCCGCCUGCUCUGGGCCGCCGCCUGCCUGGCCGCGCUCUGUGUGCUGACCGCGGCUCAGUCCACCACCCUGGCCCCGAACGUGACUUCAGUGCCCCCCAACCAGACAGUCACGACGCCGCUGACCGUCGCGCCGCUCACCACUCACGUACCAGAAAUCUGUGGUAACCACAACAGCUGUGCUUCCUGUGUUAAUGCUAGCAGUGAUACUGCUAACACUACCUGCUUUUGGAUGGAAUGUAAAGAAGCAGGUAAAAGCUUCUGCUCACAUAAUUCAACAGUUACUGGUUGCGAGGUGGUGAAUAGUACAGAUUUCUGUUCUGUGCCCACCGCCUCUCCGUUGCCAACCAAUUCUACAGCUAAAACCACAACUAUGCCUUCCUCUUCUACAACUGCUACGCCAGGUUCAACUAACACAACUUUAAGUCCAACUUCACAACCUACGCGAAAGUCUACCUUUGAUGCAGCCAGUUUCAUUGGAGGAAUUGUCCUUGUCUUAGGUGUGCAGGCUGUAAUUUUCUUUCUCUAUAAAUUCUGCAAAUCAAAAGAACGAAACUACCACACUCUGUAAACAGACCCAUUAGAUUAACAAGGACUGGCGUGUAACUCAAUGAAACCAAAAUAUUAUCUUUCAAGAUGUCCCACAUGGAAGACGCUAUUCCAGGAUCUUUAAAUUUUCAAAGGAUGCAUAUAGGAUAUUUUGGAGCAUCGUGCUUGAAGAAAAAUCAGUUAAAUCAUUUUGCUCAACAGGAAUAUUUAAAAUAUUCUGCAUGAAUCCUUGUGGCUGUCUUCUUUUAUUUUAAAUGGCUGCUGCUGUGGGAUUAUGUUCUCUUUUCUUGACAUGCCAAAUGUAACUCUGUAAGUGAUGGAAAGCAUUGUCCUGCGCAGACAACCUCAUGACUCUUGGCAGUGAAAUUUAGUCAUUUUUAAGCCUGAAAGCUGCAUUGUCUUUUCCUAACUCAGGAUGUAGUUUAGUGACCAGAAUUGAGAAGAAUGUGCCAAAUGAGCAUCAAUCAGGUGGCGUUUUGGCUAUCAUUUUAAAAAUGGAAUAAAUUUAAAGUUUAAUAUCCAUAUAGAAAACUAUCCUUAGCGUAAAAUUUUGUGCUUGAUCAGUUAUUUUUUCUACAUUAGAAAUAAGAUGCCACACAGGGAUUUACAUUCCAGAUUUAAACGAAUGGAAAGGAUACAAACCAUUUAAGUAUAGCAGGUUAUUGUUAAUACUUGUAAAGCACCUUAUAUUAUUGAGAAAAUGAAGAACAGUGCCUUAAAAGACAGACUGAAAGGUAGACUGUAACUUAAAAUGUUUGUGAUUUGUUCCCAUUAAGGAAGGUAAAAGGUUGAUCUGAGGAUGUAACUGUUGAUGUAAGCAGUAGUAAACUGCUUUUAGAUACCAUACUGCUAAUAUUUGAAAACUUAGCCUACUUUAGUUUAGACCUGAGUAAAUUAAGCUGAAGAAGGUUAUACAAAGUUGAAAGUCUUAUAGUGAACCUCCCAACGUAUUUCUUUGUGGCUGUUAAAAAUAUAAUAGAGCCUAAAAUUGAUAUAUUUUUCUUUGUACUUCAAAAAAGUAUUCUAACACUGUUGUAUCACAAAAGGAUUUUCACCAAGCCAUCUUGAAACAUUAAUUUCUUUCAUGAGGCAAGAAGGAAAUAAUCAGUUAUUUUAGAAUCAUUUAUUAAUUCUUUAAAUGAGACAAUCAUUUUAAGUUUGUUUGUUUGUUUGUUUUCAUUUUAAGUUUUGAGACAGCAAAUGUGACCAGUGUAAUUUCAGAAACUCUUAAGGAUUUUUGGUUGAUCAGGUUACUGUAGAUUUUUAAUGAUUGCCCUGGAUAAACAGAUUGAGCUUUCUUUUUUCCUUCCUCCUCCUCUCCCAUACUUCUCGGUUUCAGUUCCUAUAGUAUAGUAAGCAUGCAUACUUUUAUUUUUUUUCGUUUUCUUAGGAAGCACUAGGUUUUUGUUUGUUUGUUUUAGGGGGAUACGUCUUCCUCCUGCCUUUGACACAUUGGAUUAGUUCAGAGGCUUAACUUAGGUUAAAAUGAGCUUUUGCUUUUUUAGGUCAUUAAAGUUGUUUUAGUUUCUUUAGCCUAUAGUGGCUGAGUUUAGCCCUUGGUUUUCAAUAUUUUAUGGUAGGAAAUGACAAGUUGCUUAGGACCAUUUCAUAAGCCAAAAUUCCUUACAUUUAAAUAGUUAUGUUAAAGGUUCUUAAUGAAGAUCUACUUAUUUCUUAGUUACUGGUACAGCUAAAGUUUGUUUUACUUGCACAUUUGUACGUACACCUAAUGUUUUCAAGUGCCUUAAUUGUUUAAAAUCUCUGGCUUCAAAGGUUUUUGGGAAAAGGUAGGUUUACCUCACAUUUUUGUUUUCAUUAGUAAUAUUCUAGGUACCUCACAAAAAUUGUAUUAUGGUGCCAUGGCUGUUAGUUUUUAGUGAGUACUGUAAGAUGCAAAAUUUAUUUGAAAGUAUGCAGAAUUUCCAUUCUUCCCAAAGUGGCAAAAAUUGGCUAGAGAUAUUAACCUAGAUAUGAAUACCUUGGCACACAUUAAUGUCAACACGUACAGCAAUUUUUGUGAAAUAGGCUUUUGAAGACUGCUCUCACAACAAAAUCGUAUCACUUGAAACUAGAUUUUGCAAGAAGAGCUCUUAAAACAGAACUCACAGCCUUUUCCCCUCCUUUCUUUAGCAAUUUAGUUUCUGGAGUCAUAAAUAAUUUUUGGGUUUUUUUAAUCCAGAAGGUAUAUAGAAACCUUUUCAGAUUUUUCAUCUGAUUAUUUCAUGCAGGUGUAGUUCUAUCAAAAUACCUUAUUUUAUCUUAAAAUAUUUGUUGUACAGGCAGACACUGCUGUAUUUAGAAAUUUCUAUUUUAGUUCAUGAAAAACUACAAAACCAAUCUGUAUCAUGUACCAAACUGAUUGAAAAUAAAUUUACAUGUUUAUUGAA
Molecule: messenger RNA, 3052 nt
Organism: Eptesicus fuscus (big brown bat)
Lineage: Eukaryota; Metazoa; Chordata; Mammalia; Chiroptera; Vespertilionidae
Gene: CD164
Product: CD164 molecule
Exons: 6
Coding region: 106-687 (193 amino acids)
Cellular component (GO): lysosome; endosome
Source: RefSeq, a predicted model, not a curated record